GGGGCCAUUAUACACCUAAACACUGAGAGUGGUGACAGGAAGAGAGUGGAGGCUCGUCCUGAGGUUGACCAGAAGCCCAAAGCCAACAGCUCCAUGCCACCGUCCUCCUAUGAAAGUCCUCUGCACACAGACAUGGGUGGGUUCAACGACACCACAGUCACAGAAUUCCUCCUCCUGGGGCUGUCUGCCCACGCAGAGCAGGAAGUGGUUCUCUGCGGGCUCUUCCUGGGCCUGUACCUGGUCACCCUCAGCGGGAACCUGCUCAUCAUCCUGGCCAUCAGCUGUGACCCUCGGCUCCAUACACCCAUGUACUUCUUCCUGGCCAACCUCUCCAGUGUCGACAUCUGCUUCUCAUCAGUCACAGUCCCCAAGAUGCUGGUCAGUCACGUAGUGGGGAGCAAGUCCAUCUCUUAUGUGCAGUGCAUGACCCAGACCUACUUCUUCCUUACUUUUGCCAACAUGGACGGGUUCCUCCUGAGUGUGAUGGCCUAUGACCGUUACGUGGCCAUCUGUCAGCCUCUCCACUACACCAUGAUCAUGAGGCCCAAACUCUGUGUCCUCCUGGUGGCCAUCUCUUGGGUCACAGUGAACCUGCAUGCUCUCCUGCACACUCUGCUCAUGGUUCGACUCAACUUUUGCUCCAGUAACACAGUCUACCACUUCUUCUGUGACCUGUAUGCUGUCCUGAAGCUCUCUUGUUCUGACACCUUUAUCAAUAACCUGAUGGCCUUCACUGAGGGUGGGUUGAUAUUUCUGACGCCAUUUACGUGCAUUGUGGUUUCAUAUGUGUGCACCUUCUCUAAGGUACUGAAGUUCUCCUCAGCCCAGGGGAUAAGGAAAGCCCUCUCCACCUGUGGGUCCCACCUCACCGUGGUCUCCCUCUUCUAUGAGGCAAUCCUGGGGGUCUACAUGCACCCUUCAUCCUCCUACUCAGUGCACGACAGGGUGGCCUCUGUCAUCUUCACAGUGGCGACACCACUGGUCAAUCCCUUCAUCUACAGCCUGAGGAAUUCUGACAUGAGAGCUGCCCUAAGGAAGCUACUUUUCAGGUCACAGGAUUAGGAACUUUUAGAGCUAGAAGGACUGUUGGACAUUAUGAAUUUCUUCAUUU
Molecule: messenger RNA, 1111 nt
Organism: Cavia porcellus (domestic guinea pig)
Lineage: Eukaryota; Metazoa; Chordata; Mammalia; Rodentia; Caviidae
Product: olfactory receptor 1361-like
Exons: 2
Coding region: 94-1062 (322 amino acids)
Biological process (GO): G protein-coupled receptor signaling pathway
Cellular component (GO): plasma membrane
Molecular function (GO): G protein-coupled receptor activity; olfactory receptor activity
Source: RefSeq, a predicted model, not a curated record